Dovyalis caffra is the source of this 405-nucleotide messenger RNA. The record is from the annotation of a GenBank genome assembly. Lineage: Eukaryota; Viridiplantae; Streptophyta; Magnoliopsida; Malpighiales; Salicaceae.
AUGGAGGUGAUGACAGACCGACCAGUUAGGCUAAUUUGUCGGGGAGCGACAAUGAGCCGCAACUGGCCACCGUGUUUUGCAGCCAACCUCUUAAUUCCUCAACCCUUACGAAGUGGACGCGCUCUUACGUGGGCUGCUACUCUGUGCAUUCCUCGAGCUUUACAUAGUUAUUUACAGGCAACUUUACCCGUGAGUCCUACUACUCCAAAUUGGGUCCCAACACGUGGCGUGUUCGGAGGUCAACGCAAGUCAAAGAUGUUUUGUUUUUGUCCAAAUGAUAAUGAUGAAGACAUUUUCGAACCAACUUUGUAUACCGAAGCUAUAUCGUUUCUUUAUCAGGUUUUAACUGGACUAUUUUUGCAUCUGCAAGGCAUUGUCCAUGUAACAAGGGUUGAGCAUGGGUGA